This is a messenger RNA of Thermothielavioides terrestris NRRL 8126, 537 nucleotides long. RefSeq lists its product as uncharacterized. NCBI's taxonomy places the organism in Eukaryota, Fungi, Ascomycota, Sordariomycetes, Sordariales, Chaetomiaceae. The annotation marks the transcript as partial. The record is from RefSeq and is a predicted model, not a curated record. The transcript has a single exon.
AGCCUCGGGGCCACCCGUUCCCGUGUGUCCAUCACUGCAACAAUUCGUCGCAAGACAUCACGCCUCUUCGGCCGCAAUGCCCUCAACACGCCGGGCAUCGAUGACUCGCCCACCCAGAUCGAACCUCUGAGGGCCAAACGUAGUUGGUUCGGCUCGGUCGGAGCUCGCUUCUACCGCCAGGAUUGUAUGCUUCGAGAGUCUCACGAGAGCUCUCAAAAUGUCCAAGUGGAGCUGCAGGAGGAUACAGGCACGCCGAGCACGACGACCACCGCCACGUCGGCAUCUUCGCCCUCGGAGACCUCCCCAGCUCGGUCGCUGGGAAGACAUCGGUUGUUCCGUGGCCGGGGCUUCAGACUCCAAUCCCUCCCCGCCAAGUUCCGUCGAGGAGGCGCAGCCAUUUUUCGUUGGUCCUCGUCAUCAGGCCCUAGCGACGAGGAUAAAGAAAACAUGCCGAUGCUGGACCCUCCCGCUAGUACACGUCCCGACUAUACGGGAAGCUGGAGUUCUUUCCGAUUAGGCGUUCACAAGGCCGUCCGG